AUGGAAGACCAGUCCCUUGGGUCUGUGAGAAAAAUGGCUAAAGUGAGAGUGGGUUUUAUCACCGAGAUCGAUGAUUUAGGAGAUGAUCUUAUGCGAAACAUCCUCAGCCGGCUGCCGGCGUUAUACUUCGCCUGGGCGGCGUGUGUUAGCCGCUCCUGGAACGCCCUCUGCAACCGCAUCCUCUCUUCUCCGAAGCUCUCCUCCGCCGUCUCUUUUAACUCUUCUCUGGAGAAUGCUGUGGAUGAGGUUAUGGACAAGGUUUUAUCAGAACCCAUUCGCCCUCAUUUUGCACUAGCUUCAAUUGGCCCCCUUUUUAGCUUACAAUCAGCCCUGGAACUGAUUGACGCAAAACUUGGUUCCAGGAUUCCUUUAAUUGUCAAUGUGUCAGAGGGAAUCAUAGGCAAGGACGCACACACAGAGCAGUUUGUUGAGGUACUAUGGGAAGUAACGGAGGAGCAGGAAGGGCAACCACCAGAAGAGACUAACAGGGGAAUUAUACUAACGGUUGGAUUUUUACCUGGGUUAAAAGCCCUUAUAGUCCCUUUGCUGUACAAAAAGAAGGAACCUCAAGAUCUUCUCAUUGAUGAUUUUGUAAUGAGUAUCCGAGAAGUUGCAUCUGCAGUUUCAGAUUCAGCAGCUCCUGCCGGAGUCAUACUGUUUGCUGGUCGGAAAGCAAAUGUCAAACCCAUUCUUCAAAAGAUUGGCAGUCCAUUCUUAUAUAGAUGUCAUAGAAGAAGCAAUAACACUAGUUUGCCUGAUUCAACUUCUGCGGCAGUUUCCCUAGUAUUUGCACGGGAUAGGAACAAGCCUUUAGGUGUUGGGGAAACUCAAUUUCAUACCAUGUUAUCAACUGGCAUAUCACCAGUUGGUAACACUUACAAGGCAGUUUGUGUUAAAUGUAAUAAAAGUUCAACUUGGCUCACAGCAUCUAGAGAAACAGUUCGUAACCCUCUUGAUGGCGAAGCUAUUUUAGAUGAAAUCUAUGACGAGCUUGGAGAUCGUAUUCAGUAUCCUGCUUUCUACAUUGGAGUAACAAAAAGAAGAAGAUGCUCAGUUGGCAAGGAAAGAGUAAGACGGAUGCAAUUCCUUGAAUUCCAUGAGGUUCUAGGAGGUGACGAAGAGUACCUGUUUGCCAAUUCUGUUGGCAUAACAACCACCGACCCCUUCCGUUUCUACAUUUCGGACUCAAAAGUUGGUCUUUCAUCUUGCAAUAAAGUUGGUGAUGAGCUCCGUGAGCUAAAGAUGGAUUGUGAAAAGAGACGAGUCUUUGGUGGCAUUAUCUUCUCUUGCUGCGGUCGAGGGGAGUCCUUUUUCAGACGCGCUGGUGUCGAUAGCACCCCUUUCAUAAGCAACUUCCCAGGGGUUGCUUUCGGAGGAAGUUACUGUGCUGGGGAAAUUGGACGUGGGAAAUCGAGCUUGUAUGGCGGAGACGGCGAUGUUUCGUGCAGUGAACAUGUAUAUAGUGCCGUUUAUUUAGUAAUGUCUUACUGUCCCCCGCCACAAACGGAGUAG
Striga hermonthica is the source of this 1512-nucleotide messenger RNA. Lineage: Eukaryota; Viridiplantae; Streptophyta; Magnoliopsida; Lamiales; Orobanchaceae. The record is from the annotation of a GenBank genome assembly.